This is a messenger RNA of Alternaria ethzedia, 855 nucleotides long. RefSeq lists its product as uncharacterized. Lineage: Eukaryota; Fungi; Ascomycota; Dothideomycetes; Pleosporales; Pleosporaceae. The transcript is spliced from 2 exons. The coding region runs from base 1 to 855 and encodes 284 amino acids. The record is from RefSeq and is a predicted model, not a curated record.
AUGGACCUCCCUGGCGAGCUACGGAACAACGUCUACUUGUUUUGCAAGAACGAAGGCAUCGUGGACAUGAAACGUCCCCAAGACAGCCACACUGGCCUACGGAUCGAUCGCACCCGCCAUCAAUUCUUAGGCCUCACUCAGGUCUCGAGGACGCUUCGAAGCGAGUUUGGGGCUUUGUACCGCGAACAACUUCAACUCCGGGUGGACGCACGACACAUCUACGAAUACCUCGCAAUGGUCAUUCUGGCAUACAGACGAUGGGAGGGAGGCGUCAAGACCGUUGUAUGCCCGAUCUUUGCCAACAUCAUCCUCGAUCUUGGCCCCGGGGUCAAUGAUCGAAACGAUUGCUAUUUGGAUAUCCUCCCGCUGCUGCUAAUACGCUCCAUGAAACCAUCUUUCAAAUGUGAGUUCGACUUCUCCACAGAGGUUGACACUACCCACGUUCCAACCGGCCCUCGUCAACCCUGCAGCCAGCUUGUAUCAGAAGUAUACGGGUCGCUACUCGUACAGGAUCUGAACAGUAUUCUCAGUGCGCCAAAGACAUUAGCAACGGUCCGACCCGAAAAUAAUAAUGUGGAUGCCGCGAUCCUUUACCUCAAAACUCUGGGUGUGCGAGACCUCAGAUUCUAUGGAGGCGCUUUAGCAGUAGUCUCGACACCAUUUCUCGAUCUCUGGCUUACGGCAGACCCUCCCUGGGGCUACAAGCGCGGCACCAUCAUUCACUCAGCGGGCCUCGAAGCGAUGGAAUUUCUCGAGAAUGCUGGCUUGGCCGAUGUCCGCAUACUGGACGUCCGGACGAAUUGUUGCAAGCCGGAGGAUUGGUAUGGAUGGCUGCAUCCUGGAGCGCCCAGAUGA